Messenger RNA from Zeugodacus cucurbitae (melon fly), 2313 nucleotides. RefSeq lists its product as uncharacterized. Lineage: Eukaryota; Metazoa; Arthropoda; Insecta; Diptera; Tephritidae. The record is from RefSeq and is a predicted model, not a curated record. Gene Ontology annotation, cellular component: plasma membrane. The transcript has 3 exons. Bases 94 to 2172 code for a protein of 692 amino acids.
GAAUGGAUAACAGUAGACUAGAAAUCACGGUAAUCAAAACGGAAGGAUACGUCCAUCUCAAAUCAACUUUACCUUUACUCUUUUUGCAUCUGAAUGAAAUUUCAUAUUAUGGCACUACUCAUCGCUUUCUCGCUGUUUUUGAUGUUGAGCAAUGUGUGUUUUUCGGUUGAGUCGUAUGAGCUGGUUGUGGCACCCUCAGGUGAAGUUGCAGCGCAAGGGUCAAUGAAAGAAAUAAACACUGUCGCUAGUUUCACCUUCGAUAUAACGGUGGAGAGGGAUGGACUUGCAAGUGCAGAAAGUGAUCGCGAAGUUGUAGUGCAGUAUUGGAAGGAGGAUCAGGCAAAAGCGUCAGGCAAGUCGAUCAGUUGCGCAGAUAACAACUCGUGUAAGACAGUAAUUUGCACGGGAGGACCAAUAUAUAACGUCUUUAAUGAAAUCGAAUACUUUGUUGAUUGGUGCGGACAUUUAUUUUUUGAUGUGGUCAUAGAGGAUUGUACAUUCUACAAUAACACCAUAGACAAAUCCACAUUCUCAGGAAAUUUCAAAAUGUCCACUUUAACAAUACGAAAUUGUCAACUAAACACGAUCGUCGAUAAUGCUUUCAAGUACCAAUCUGUGAAUAAAUUGAUGAAUAUAACAUUUGAUGGUGUGCAAUUGAAAGCGUUGAACCCGCAAACAUUUAACGGUUUGGAAGCGGUGAAGAAUUUCAAACUAUUCAAUGUGCUAACACAAACAACUUCGCCCUUGAAUGCCAACAACUUCUUGCAACCAAUGGCUGCUACUCUCAGCAAUUUAGUGUUGCAACAAACAGAGGAGUCCAAUACCAUAUACGAUCCCACCGCAUGGUUGGAUGGUACGAGCACUAUCGUCUAUAGCAAACUGUUGUAUGUGGACUUGAGUGGCACGAAGUUUAACGAUACACUUAACGGUAAUACAUUCGCCAAAUUGGCAGUGGUGCAAGAACUUCGGCUGGCCAAUUGCAGUCUGAGCACAAUCGCCGAAAACGUUUUCAAUGAUAUUUUGUCAACACUAAAAUCACUGGAUUUGCGUUAUAAUCGAUUGCAAACGUUGGAUGGUAAAUUUCUAGCCACUGUCAUUGGAAAGGGAAUAAACAUAGAAUUCGGGUGGAAUUUGUGGAGCUGUAAUUGUGAUAAUGUGGAAAUCAUUGAGUACAUGAAGCAAGUAGAAAAUAACUCCGCGGCAGAGACGGUCUGUGCAACACCAACAGAAUUACACGGUGUGCAAAUCGGAAAUGCGCAAAUGAGAUGUGUGGAUGACACAACGACUCUUAAAACGACUAUACCAGCCAAAAGCACCACUACAGCCGUCACUUCAGAAACGACAACAAUAAUGACAACUACUACGUAUGAAACCACCAUAGAAACUACUGAAUCUGAUCCAGAAACUCAACCAAUAUCUUCUACAACUACAAUCAACAGCUCGACCACGAGUUUAUCACCUGCAACAACUACAAUGACGACAACUGCGGAUGAUACUACUGUGGAAACAACAGAGUCUAGUCGAAAGACUUCACCAACUCCUACAACCCCGAUCAACAACUCAACUUUGCCGACUUUAUCGCCGGCAACAACUACAAUGCUUACAACUUCGGAUGAUACUGCUGAGGAAACAACAGAGUCUAAAACUCCAAUCAACAACUCAACUACAGAGGAAACAACAGAGUCGAGUUCAAAAACUUCACCAACACCUUCCACAUCCGCAAUCAAUAACCCAACAACUACAGUUGAUAAGACAGAGAAAACAACAACGUCCAGUCCAAUGGCUUCACCAGAAACUUCAUCAACUUCAGUCAGUAACUCAACUUCGUCGCCUGUAACAACUGUAAUGCCGACAACUGGUACUACUGAAGAAACAACGGGGUCCAGUCCAAAAGCUUCACCAACACCUUCUACAACUGCAAACAACAACUCAACCACUAAUAAAAUUACAGAAUCUAGCACAAAAUAUUCACCUUCCACAACCGCCAGCAACAACCCAACAACUACAGUUGAUAAGACAGAGAAAACCACAACGUCUAGACCAAAGACUUCACCAACUCCUUCUACAACUCCAAUUAACAAUCCAACCUUUUCGACACCAACAACAACUAUCUAUAGCACCACUUUAUCGACUUCCUCGGGUGCAGUAAGUAUUCACCGAUGGCACUGGUAACAACUGAACUUGAAGUGGAGUUUCUAAUUUGAAUAUGUGUUAUAUCUUAAAAUGGUGUUAGGCAAACUUUCUUCCAAAAUGUUAACCAAUUUGAACUAUUCUUUAGAAAUAUUGAAACUAAUAUAAAUAUAUAUAAUAUAU